This is a messenger RNA of Gongylonema pulchrum, 576 nucleotides long. The record is from the annotation of a GenBank genome assembly. Lineage: Eukaryota; Metazoa; Nematoda; Chromadorea; Rhabditida; Gongylonematidae.
AUGGGUUACAAAGUGACGUAUUUCCCAAUCCGAGGUCUGGGCGAACCUAUCCGUCUGCUUCUGGCCGAUCAAGGAAUUCAAUUUGAGGAUGACCGUUUCAACACGGACGAUUGGCCGUCACUUAAGCCACAGUUUCAAUUCGGACAAGUGCCGUGCCUCGUCGACGAUGGUGAACAAAUCGUCCAAUCCGGCGCCAUCCUCAGACACCUUGCCCGCAAACAUGAUUUGUAUGGUUCCAAUGAACUGGAUGCGACCUAUGCCGAUAUGUUCUAUGAAGGAGUUCGCGAUUUGCACCAAAAAUAUGUAAAGAUGAUCUACCAGGCCUAUGAAACAGAAAAGGAGCCAUUCAUCAAAAAUAUUCUGCCAGAGGAGCUGACAAAACUGGAAAAAUUGCUUGCGACACGAGACGGAGGGAAGAUGUUCAUUCUUGGGGACAAGAUUUCAUUCGCAGAUUAUGUUCUUUUCGAAGAACUCGACAUUUUGCUGAUUCUCGACCCGCACUGUCUGGACAAAUUUCCAUUGCUGAAGGAGUACCACAGUCGGAUGGCUGAAAGACCAAAUCUCAAGGUAACCUAA